AUGCUAAUUUUGGUUAAAAUAGGGCUAUUGCUGUUGUUUUUUGGAAUUAUUGGAAUUUUUGGAAAAAACACCGAAUUUACACUCGACGACACCGAAUUAAGCGAGAAACUGUCACUAAGAAUAUUAAAGCAAGGGAAUCUAACAUCAGAACCGAUUAAAAAAGGUAGUAAAAUCCAACUCAAAAUCAAGUCAUUCUCACCUCAACUGAACCAACAAAUUACAGGCGAAGUUACCCAAACCUUCAUUGUAGGAGAACAUAAUAUAAAACCAUUGAAUGAAGCUUUGUUGGACAUGAGAAUAGGUGAAAUAAGGAGACUGGGUGUUCCAAUUGCUUCCUACGGCAAAAUCUUCUAUGAGUUCUCACUUCUCAAAACUAUAACACAUCAAGAAUUAUAA
Molecule: messenger RNA, 396 nt
Organism: Theileria annulata
Lineage: Eukaryota; Apicomplexa; Aconoidasida; Piroplasmida; Theileriidae
Exons: 3
Coding region: 1-396 (131 amino acids)
Source: RefSeq, a predicted model, not a curated record